CAGGACUAUAGUUUAUCUGGGUGCCAGAAGAGAUUGUUAGAGAGACGGAGAAGAAGGAGAAGGAGAAGGAGAAGGAGAUCUAUCUCUUCGCCGCCGCAGCAGGAAUUCAGCUCCGCCGCGUCUCUUCCGCCGGAAUGUUCAAUUACCCGGCGGAAGAAUAAUAAGGAAAUUUGAAGAAUCCAGAAUCCUGAAAAGGCGAUAAUUACAAUGACGCCGCGGCAGGACGACUCCAAGGAAGACGAAAAAGACGGCGAAUCCAACCGGCUGCUACCAUCGGCGGCGUCUCCUUCAUCGGACGGGGAAGAAUCCGAGGAGGCCGCGUACGAGGCGCGGGACAAAAUCGCGAUUGUAGAUGUGGACGAAAUCCCCGGAUCGGCCGACGGGCUGCCCUUGGAUUACGUCCCGCCAUUCUCGUGGAAGAAGCUCUGGAUGUUCACAGGCCCGGGGUUUCUGAUGAGCAUAGCGUUUCUAGAUCCGGGCAAUUUAGAAGGGGAUCUCCAGGCGGGCGCGAUUGCCGGCUACUCGCUUCUGUGGCUGCUGAUGUGGGCCACCGCCAUGGGCCUGCUCAUCCAGCUGCUAUCGGCUCGGCUCGGGGUCGCCACCGGGCGGCACCUGGCGGAGCUCUGCCGCGACGAGUACCCUGAUUGGGCUAGGUUGAUACUCUGGUUCAUGGCGGAGGUGGCCCUGAUUGGCGCCGAUAUUCAGGAGGUCAUAGGUAGUGCUAUAGCGAUUCAGAUUUUGAGCCGUGGGGUUUUGCCUCUCUGGGCUGGAGUUUUGAUCACUGCUUCGGAUUGUUUCAUGUUCUUGUUUCUAGAGAAUUAUGGAGUUAGAAAGCUCGAGGCUGUAUUUGCAAUUCUGAUUGCUACCAUGGGUUCAUCAUUUGCUUGGAUGUUUGGAGAUGCUAAACCGAAUGGGAAAGAACUUCUACUGGGUCUUUUGAUACCGAGGCUUAGUUCGAGGACAAUUAGGCAAGCUGUUGGAGUUGUGGGUUGUGUUAUAAUGCCUCACAAUGUCUUCUUGCAUUCUGCUUUGGUACAGUCAAGGAAGAUUGAUCCUAAGAAGACGGGCAGAGUUCAAGAGGCAUUGAAUUACUACAACAUCGAAUCAUCAAUUGCUCUUCUGGUGUCUUUCGUGAUCAAUCUGUUUGUCACGACUGUAUUCGCCAAGGGGUUCUAUGGCACCAAACAGGCCAACAGCAUAGGGCUGGUGAAUGCCGGGCAGUAUCUCGAAGAGAAGUAUGGCGGGGGAGUUUUCCCGAUUCUUUACAUUUGGGGUAUUGGGUUAUUGGCGGCUGGACAGAGCAGUACAAUAACUGGCACAUAUGCUGGCCAGUUUAUAAUGGGAGGCUUCCUUAACCUUCGUUUGAAGAAAUGGCUAAGGGCGCUGAUAACGCGAAGCUUUGCUAUUGGACCUACCAUAAUAGUUGCCCUGGUGUUCAAUAAAUCAGAAGCCUCUUUAGAUGUUUUGAAUGAAUGGUUGAAUGUGCUUCAGUCGAUGCAAAUUCCAUUUGCUCUUAUCCCUCUUCUUACCUUGGUGGCUAAGGAGCAGGUCAUGGGGGUCUUCAAAGUCGGCCCUGUUAUAGAGAGGAUGGCAUGGGCGGUAGCUGUAGUGGUGAUGUUGAUCAAUGGGUAUCUCAUGAUCGAUUUCUUUGUAUCUGAAGUAAAGGGCUUGCUGUUCGGGCUUCUGGCAUGCAGUGGAACAGUUGCAUACUUGUCAUUCAUCAUUUACCUUGCUUCACAUGGUGGAGUUUUUGCCUCCAGGUCUCCGUCAUAUGGGGUAGAACUGUCAAAGCAGAAUUCGAUAGAUGGGAAUUAACUUCGCAUCGAUGAUAUGCUUCGCCAAAAGCUCUCUCUCUGUCCAUACUAAACACACGCUGUUGGAGAUCGAUUUUGAAAAACCCUACUAACCUCAGGUGCAUAUAAAUAACAGGACAGUAAUACCCAGAUUGAGUUUUAUUAUAUCCCUCAGCGGUUGGCUAUACGAAGCAAGAAGAGGUUGGAACAGCAGCUGCUGACAUGUAUGCAAAUUUAGAACUGUGUUCAUUGUUCUUUAAUGUAUGGGUGGCUUGUAGAAUAUGCAAACUCUCUUAACUGUAAAAAUUUUGUGUUCAAGGACUGACAUUUUUCAGCAGGAGCUGAAAUGGGGUUUGGCGAUAUCUUUGUCGAUCUGCAGAGUCACAGAUGAACUGUUUUUAUGAGUUUCUCUGAGUUAUUUUGAUUGUGAGCACAUCUGCUGGCAGGCAUAUUUGUGUACAUAGAAUUCAGUUCUUUUGAAUGAAUAGGCAGAACCAGGCGAUUAAGCACAACUUAUAAUGUUUAAAUAUUGAAUUUCUGAGAUCACACUCGAACUCUUGGUUACCUGCUAAUAAGGUUGAAAUUUCACUCAAAAUCUCAGAACUUUUGUAUACUACAAGAAUUGGGAUUGAAAUAUUUUUAUGCAUGAAAGCAAGAUAAUUGUGAUAGAGACUGAAAAGUUUUGAAAAAAACCCCGAAAACUUUUAUGGUUUUAUGCAUUGACAGGUUAUGUAAUUUUAGAGUGGUUUGGUUUUUUUAUUUUUAUUGUUUUAAUGGGAUUUUCACAAUACUUGUAUUUUUUAG
Linum tenue is the source of this 2597-nucleotide messenger RNA. The record is from the annotation of a GenBank genome assembly. NCBI's taxonomy places the organism in Eukaryota, Viridiplantae, Streptophyta, Magnoliopsida, Malpighiales, Linaceae.